AUGGCGCCGGCCCCGCCGCUCCACGCGGGGGCUGCAGUGAGCGUGCCCGCGCAGGGCGGCGCGGCCUUCGCAGCGGGGCGCGUCGUGGCCGACGCGGAGGGCGACGUCGUGUGCGUGGAGGUGGCAGCGGCCCUGGGCGCGGCCGCGCCGGGAGCACAGGCGGAGGUGCUCCGGGUGCCCAGGUCGCAGGUGCGCCCGCGGGCCCCCCUCGGCGACGAGGGCUGUGCAGACAACACGUCCCUCGUGCACCUGAACGACGCCUCGAUCCUGGAGAACCUGUCCCUGAGGCACCGCCGGGAUCAGAUCUACACGUACACCGCCAGCGUGCUCCUCGCCGUCAACCCGUACAGGCGCAUCGGCGGGCUGUACGGCGACGAGCAGUGCGCCCGCUACCGGGGCAGGCCCCUGGGUGCCCUGGCGCCGCACCCGUACGCCAUCGCGGAGGCGGCCCACCGCUCCCUGGUGCACGGGCAGAGGAGCCAGAGCCUGCUGAUCUCUGGCGAGUCCGGCGCUGGCAAGACGGAGACGGCCAAGAUCGUGACGGAGUACUUGGCCUACGCCUCGCGCCAGGCCGGGGGAGCGCGGCCGGAGCUGGCCUCGCACAUCCAGGCGCGGGUCGUGCAGGCGCAGCCCAUCCUCGAAUCCUUCGGCAACGCCAUCACCAUCUCGAGGAGCUACCACUGUUUCUACGAGAUGCUGGCGGGCCUCAGCGACCAGCGGCUCUCGGCGCUGGAGCUCUCCCGGCACCCCGAGGAGGGCAGCAUGCACGGGCAGUACCGCCUCCUGCACGCCGGGGGGCCGUCCGUCGGCGUCGAGGACCGCACGACCGCGCCAACUUCGCCCGGCUGGAGGCGGCGCUCCGGGCCGCGGGCCUCGGGGAGGAUCGGCCCUCGAGGGCACCGUGCGGCUGCUCGCGGGGCUCGUGCACCUCGGGGACGUCGCGGCGGGCGGGCGCGGAGGGGCGGCGGCCGGCGAGGAGGCGCCCGAGGCGGCGGCGGGGAGGGCCGUGCGCCUCGACGAGGAGCCGGACCCCCUCGAGUCGUGGCAGCUCGGGCUGGACCCGGACGAGCUGGCGGGGGCGCUGAAGCGCAAGAAGGUGAGGGUGCCUGGCAGGAGCUCCUUCCACGAGGUCCCGCGCACCGAGGCGCAGUUCCGCCAGGCCCUGCAGAGCCUGAUCAAGGCCCUCUACACGCGGCUGUUCGAGGGCAUCGUCCGCCAGAUCAACCAGUCCCUCCACGCGCCGGCAGCCCCAGCUGGCGGCGAGGCGAGGUGCGGGACGGGCGCCGCCGCCGUCGGCGGCGAAGACCUGCCGCACAUCGGCGUCCUCGACAUCUACGGCUUCGAACGCCUGGAGCACAACAGUUUCGAGCAGCUCUGCAUCAACACGGCCAACGAGAGGCUGCAGCAGCUGUUCGUGGAGCGGGCCAUGCGCGCAGAGCAGGCGUUGUACAGGCGCGAGGGCCUGCAGUGGCAGGAGCUGGAUCUGCCCGACGCGCAGCCCGUCGUCGACUGCAUCUCGCAGGUCUUCCACGUCCUGAACGACAGCGGGCAGCAGCAGGCCAGAGGCAUGGACACGGCCAGCGACGAGCGGUUCUGCCAGAACGCCCUGGAGGACUCCGGGGAGG
This is a messenger RNA of Prorocentrum cordatum, 1625 nucleotides long. Lineage: Eukaryota; Dinophyceae; Prorocentrales; Prorocentraceae. The record is from the annotation of a GenBank genome assembly.